Molecule: messenger RNA, 3554 nt
Organism: Lytechinus variegatus (green sea urchin)
Lineage: Eukaryota; Metazoa; Echinodermata; Echinoidea; Temnopleuroida; Toxopneustidae
Product: mediator of RNA polymerase II transcription subunit 24-like
Exons: 24
Coding region: 140-3451 (1103 amino acids)
Cellular component (GO): mediator complex
Molecular function (GO): transcription coregulator activity
Source: RefSeq, a predicted model, not a curated record
CGGCUUGCAUUGCAUAUACGGCAGCUUUGUGAUCUUUUCCUUUGCCAUGAAGUUCGGGACCGUCGAAUUUAUUGAAUUGAAUAUCAAGAAACGCGUUCAAAUCGGACUCGUUUACAUCGGAUUCGGUUGAGAUCUGAAGAUGGAGGAGAACCGAGUGAGAGCUGUUCAAGGUCUUCUGAUCAAGGCUUGGAGGGAGAGAUGGGCUGACUUUCAAUGGAGCACCAAGCUCAAGCAAUAUAUCGUAUCUGGAUCAGCGGAAGAAGCCAAUCAAAUUGCAGAGAUGCUUUUGACCCAGACGUUUGUAGGUCCUUCUCCAAGCAGCCUUAUCCUGUCUUAUCUCAAACAUGCCAUUAUGUCAGAGGUUGUAUCAUUACCUGGGGUGCUGAGUGCUAUGACAAAGUACAGUGACACUGCAGUCACCAGGCCAUACUGUAUGAGAAGCCUUCUUGAAAUAUUCAUAUUCUGCAUGAACAAGCUGGGGGUUCGGAGUACAGUAGAGGAAGGUCUCCAGCUGAGUAUCGAGCUCCUGGAAGUGGUUUACUGGCUCCUGACCUCCAUCACCCAAUCCCUGGACCACCUCCAGUCGGAAUCCCGCGACAUCCUGACCAUCUCCCGCAACGUUGACUACAUGAGCGAUCUUCUGCGGAAGAUGUGCAGCAGGGACAACCUCAAGCUCCUGCUCUACAUAGGGAGACUGGAGGACGAGGGGGAAUGUCUUGCCAAGCUGGAAGCAGCAACAACUGCAGUAGCAGGUCCAGCAGGAGUGGUAGGUGGAGGGUCUUCAGCGGUAGCGGCAGCAGCAGCUGCUGCAGCAGGGUCAGGGUCAGGUGAAGCUGGUGGAACAACAUCAUCCUCCACACCUGCUACACCAACUAGUACAGCAGCUGAACCAGAGAAGGAAGCACCAAAACCUAUCACUCUAUGGACUCGGAUUGAGACUGCCAUGACCGAGUUAACGACGCUCAUAAACAGUGUCUCUGGUCAACCACCUGUUAGUAUGCAACAGAGACAGCAAAGUACUCUUGAGCACCUGCUAUCCAGGACACCUCAACAUUCCACCAAGAAAGAUGGCAAAGCAGAUUCGCUGAAGGUGAAGCUAGAAAAUAACUUGGCUGACAUUGCAAGAAUACCCAUGUGGACCCUUCACACCAGACCAAUAAGCCGUUGUGAGAACACACUCGGUUUGAAGUCACUGUGUUGUAGUGUGAAUGUGAUGACCUUCAUGGAAGCAGCUCUCAAUCUUACCAGUGACAUCCAACUCUUUGUAGAUCAACUACUCCUGAUGGAGAGAUUACAAAAUCUUCCUCGUUCUGCAAUCUACCGAGAACUCCUCCAUGCAAGCUUCCUAGGAUUAGUCGAAGACAGCGAUCCCACCGAGGAGAUCAAAUGGGUUGCUUUUACUUUUCUCAAGCUUCCUCAGAUCAUCCAGCGUCUCCAGCAGAGCAUGGCCGAUGACACCUGCUCGGAAGCCUUGGUCGAAGGUCUUCACUACCUCUUGAAGUUCUAUGUCCUUCUGGAUCUUGUGGACACCAAGCAACGUUGUGAUGCCAUCAAGCAGCUCCUGGGCCAACUCUCCGCCUGCGGGGUCCUCAACGAAACCCAGAUCAAGGAGAUCACAACUGCUAGAUCUACUACGAUCAAACACGCGAGACCAACUGAUACACAGCAGCCUGUUUCUCUUGUUGUCAUGGUAACCAGAGCGGAACCACUCAUCAAUUUUAUCAAGGCUGAUGUGAAGAAUCAAGACGAGAUGUUGGUUUUGCUUGGUCACAUGAAAGCAGGGAAGAGUUUUGAUUACAUGGUCGCUGCCGCUGCAGCCAGGAGUAAACUACGCAAGUUCUCUGCCAAACUGAUCAAAAUUAACGAGAUAGCAAAGCAGUCAAGCGCUGAGAAUGCAAAGGCAUCUCAAGUCCGAGCGGUCAUCUUUGAUCUGACGUUCCUCAUGUUAUGUCGUAUUGCCCAGCUAUAUGGCACUGAGAUGGUAGUAUCAAGUAGCGGUGAUUCUUUCUUUGAGACCUGGGUGCAUCAUUGUAUGCCUGAUGAUACUGGUACCAAACCUCUCAGUGGAAUGACUGCUGCCGAUCCUAACAAGAUUGAUAUGCUACUCAACCAGUACCAUACCGGGAUGGAGUUCAAAACAGCUCAAGUCCGUUGGAGUGAGGUGUGUUUAGCUAUCCCUUAUGCCAUCCAGCAUCUUCUACAUGCAUGGGAAUAUGGAGCAGUCAGCGAAGAACAUGUAUCAAAACUGGUGGAUAAUCUAAAGGGGCGUGUCUGUUGUCUGCCGAUCUGCUGUGUUGCGUGGCUGUGCAGUCACAUGACUUCCUUGUCAUCCAAUGAACGUAGCAAGGCCCACAGGCUACUGCAGAUGAUGAUGACAUCAUCAACGAACAGCGCCACCUCCCUGCAGAUGUACGAUACUGAAAGGAACAGCCUCAUGACCACGAUCGUGAAGAAGAUGUCGACGUCGGUCCUCGGCAGCGACUCCAAGAUCCAGCGGGAACCUGCCUCUGUCGUUUCAUCCGGCCCCGCCCUUCCCCCCGAGCCAAACACGCCCUCCCUGGAGACCCUCUCGGCCACCUUCAAGGCCAUCGUCCAGAGGGGCGUGGUCGAUAAGAAGAGCCUGACCACCAUGGAUGCUCUGCUGACAAGUGGGGGCGCCCUUUGGUUCUGCAGAAGCAUCGUCCUGGAGCUGACUUCGCUUCACAGGAAGGAUGACCUCACGACUGCAGUUGAGAUUGCUGUGGCUCUCUUCCAAGUGGACAUCGAACAGAUGACCUUGACCCUUCUUCGUAGGGUCAUUCCUCGUCUCCUAGCCGACCUGUCGAACAUUGACCGUUUGUCUAAUCCUCGCGGCAAGGCCCUGGCUAAGCUGGUGGUCUGGUGUAUAGCAGCCACGUUGACCAGUCAGAACAGUUUUAGAGAUUCCAAGUCUAAGGAGAGUCCGUCAAGAGUCAUAAGAGGGCGCAAGAGAGGACGAGGAGACACUGAACGAGAGGAGUCUAUGAGCUUUAAAGAAGAGAACCGUCCCUCUAAGCUGAGGAAGCUUCUAAGUACUCCUGAAGAGGAUGGAACAUCUACUCCUAUCCCAGCCGGAAGUGUCAAUGUGAGUACGGCAAACAGCAACUUCCUAGUGAUGCAGUCCCAACAGCAGUAUGUAGAACCACUCCAUGUUGCUCUUGUCUCUGCAUUCAGACUCUUUGCAUCUAUCCUAGCAUCUGGUAUCAUCAACCCAAGGACAGAGUUCAUCCUAUCCUUUGUCCAGGAGGUCCUGUACUGCGGGGAAACCAUCAGCACCAACGUCCUUCAAUUCAUGCCUGUUACCAUGGCUACACACCUUCUCAACACCCUCUCUGGAGUCUUCAUGCAGGAUUUGGCCUUGGCCAUUGGCCAGCUAGAAGGACCCACACCAAGGAAGAUGGCUGCUAAAGCUCUUUGUCAAACUAGGAGAUGAUAGACGAUCCUGCCCGGACCGACUUUACCGUGAAGGCCAUUGUGCUAGGUGCCCCAGGACCAACGUCUGAGGAGAUGGAUACUAAAACUCUAUGUCACACAAG